GGGAGUGAGUGAGAAGCUCUGAGGCAGCAGCAGGAAGUAAAACCCUGCUGUUCGGCAUAGCUUUACUUUGCUCAUAAACUUGACCAGAAUCUGUCGGUUCCUGCAUUUUAGAAAGAUGGACAGCCAGGGCAGAAAAGUGGUGGUUUGUGACAACGGAACUGGGUUUGUGAAGUGUGGUUAUGCAGGUUCCAACUUUCCAGAGCACAUCUUCCCUGCGCUGGUGGGGAGACCGAUCAUUCGCUCCACGGCUAAAGUUGGAAACAUUGAGAUUAAGGACCUGAUGGUGGGUGAUGAGGCAAGUGAGCUGCGCUCCAUGCUGGAGGUGAACUACCCAAUGGAGAAUGGCAUUGUCAGGAAUUGGGACGACAUGAAGCACCUGUGGGACUACACUUUUGGUCCAGAGAAACUUAAUAUUGACUCGCGCAACUGCAAGAUCCUCCUCACCGAACCCCCUAUGAAUCCCACCAAAAACCGUGAGAAGAUCAUUGAGGUUAUGUUUGAAACUUAUCAGUUUUCAGGGGUUUACAUCGCUAUUCAGGCUGUGCUCACAUUGUAUGCUCAAGGUCUGUUAACAGGAGUCGUGGUGGAUUCAGGUGAUGGCGUCACCCACAUUUGCCCUGUAUACGAAGGCUUCUCUCUCCCUCAUUUAACUCGCAGGCUGGACAUAGCAGGGAGAGACAUCACCCGAUAUCUUAUAAAGCUGCUGCUCCUGCGAGGAUACGCUUUCAACCACUCUGCGGAUUUUGAGACUGUGCGUAUGAUAAAGGAGAAACUCUGUUAUGUAGGCUACAACAUCGAGCAGGAGCAGAAGCUUGCUUUGGAGACUACUGUACUGGUGGAAUCCUACACACUCCCUGAUGGCAGAGUAAUAAAAGUCGGAGGGGAAAGGUUUGAGGCACCUGAGGCUCUUUUCCAGCCUCAUCUGAUUAACGUGGAGGGAGUGGGAGUGGCUGAGCUGCUCUUCAACACUAUUCAGGCAGCAGACAUCGACACCAGGGCUGAGUUCUACAAGCAUAUUGUUCUCUCAGGCGGUUCUACCAUGUAUCCAGGCCUGCCAUCUCGACUGGAGAGGGAACUCAAGCAGCUUUAUCUAGAACGGGUGCUUAAAGGGGAUGUGGACAAGCUUUCUAAAUUUAAGAUCCGGAUUGAGGAUCCUCCACGGCGCAAACACAUGGUGUUUCUGGGUGGAGCUGUGCUAGCCGACAUCAUGAAGGACAAGGAGAACUUCUGGCUGACGAGGGAGGAGUAUCAGGAGAAGGGUGUGCGCGUGCUUGAGAAGCUCGGUGUCACAGUCAGAUAAACUAUAACAGCGUCUGCUAAACCCUCUGCAUACUCUCAACUCUCCCACAUAUAGGAUAUCCAGAGCAUCUGUCCAGCUGUGUGUCGCUAGAGCUCUCACCUCCUGCAUUCUGCUACUCGUACCACUGAGUUACAUAAUCACUUUUGGAAAGGACAGAUGGGCAGGUGAAUUUGGGCUACUGGGGAGGGAGGUGAGGAGUUUGGCAUCUGUUUUCUUGGGCUCUCUGAUAGUAUUUUUAUGCACCAGAUCAUGGUUGUCACAAGCAGUCAUUUCAACUCGAGUCAGUGUUUGUUCCACACAAAACAAAGCCGGUCUUCUGUAAUAUAGCAAUGAACAAUGGGUCUCUGAUACGAAAGUAGAGUGUCUGGCUAUAAAAUGGGCCUCAUUGAAAAUUCCAUGCAUUAUGAUACAAACUGAUGAAAGUAGAAAAGGCUUCUUGUGACAGCUCACAGCAUUGCCCUGCCGGUCCAGUAAUUAAGAUUGAAGUGGUUUACCCCCAAUGGAAUUUUUGUUAGGGCAAAGACAAUGUGGAGUAAAAACUAAACAACCCAAUUGUGUAUGUUUUGUACAAAGGGACCCACUAGGAAAUGGACCAAUUUCCUAGUCUCUUUCCAAUUUUACCAGUCUCUCCCCGUCAUCCCCUCUCCUUGUCCAGAUGUCAAGUGCUUGUCAUUAAUGAGUUCUUGUGCUCAGGGUUUUUUUUGGUGUGUUGGGUAAAAAUUAAUUUUGUAUUUUUCUAUUUUUUCAGCUCAAAAUUCUAUUCCAUUCUUUCUCUUCCCUAAUCUUGACCUUUUACUGAAUGAUCCCUUUAAUAUGGGCAUUAGCCAAUCCUUUCCAUCUUUCAGCUAUUCCAGGAGAUGAGUAGGUGAUCAGGAAAUUGUUUAGCUUUUUUUUUUUUUUUGCAGACUGUCUGGCAUAGAAUGCAACAGUGUGUAGUCUUUUAGGUUUAAGACAAAAAAUGUGUGUUAAAGGGAGUCACUUUGUAAAUGAAAGAGCUGAUGCUUAUGAAAUUAUCAGAUAUGUGAUGGGAAGAUAUGAAAAUAUUGGUUAAUAUUUGUUUUGUUUGUUUUUUCCAUGUUUGAGUGUCUCAUGUAUUCUAAAGGCACCCCAUGCUGUCUGUAUGUACAUUUCCAUAAAUGUUUAUCUGGUGCCAAGGGCAGUUGAUGUGGCUGGAUCUCCUAUUUUUGGAGCCCUUUUUUUUUUUUUUUGAUCAUAGCAUAACUGCCUCAUGCUGAUUUAAAUAAAGUCCAUGAUUUCUUAUUAA
Messenger RNA from Clarias gariepinus (North African catfish), 2564 nucleotides. It is a transcript of the gene actr2b, whose product is annotated as actin related protein 2b. The transcript is spliced from 9 exons. Gene Ontology annotation, cellular component: Arp2/3 protein complex; actin cortical patch. Gene Ontology annotation, biological process: Arp2/3 complex-mediated actin nucleation. NCBI's taxonomy places the organism in Eukaryota, Metazoa, Chordata, Actinopteri, Siluriformes, Clariidae. Gene Ontology annotation, molecular function: actin filament binding. The record is from RefSeq and is a predicted model, not a curated record. Bases 116 to 1300 code for a protein of 394 amino acids.